AUGGUCAGGCAGCGAUGGGAUACCCUGUUUUGCGACAAUGACACCACCGCCGGCUUUCGGAACGCCCUCAGAUUGGAGCAAGACGACAAACUGUGCAACGAUGGGCUGAGAUCGAUCUGUUGGAAGGCAUGCGCCUUCCUGCUUUUCGACGAUCUGGAUCGGGCACAGUGGCCGCAGAAGCUAUCGGAUUCACGAAGCGCCUACGUCGCCUUGAAGGCCCACUUCCUGAAAUAUAUUGACCACCCGGACGAUUUGGAAUCGACCGUUGAUCCGCUGGCGGAUGAUGUGGAGUCCCCAUGGCAAACUCUACGGAACGAUGAGCAGACAAGAGCGGAUAUCUCGCAGGAUGUGGAUCGGUGUUUACAGGAGAACUUCUUCUUCCGGGAGCCCACCACCAAAGCGAAGAUGAUCGAUAUACUAUUCAUUUAUGCGAAACUCAACCCAGACCUAGGCUAUCGGCAAGGCAUGCAUGAGAUAUUGGCGCCUCUCUUGUGGGUGGUCGACCGGGAUGCGAUCGAGACGAACCCACUUGAAGAUACCAGGGAAACGAAACCGGACGAUAACGCGAUGCUUAAACUUCUCGAUGCCAACUAUGUGGAGCAUGAUUCGUUUGCGCUUUUCUGCUCAGUGAUGCAGAAUGUCCGCGUGUAUUACGAGCACAAUAGGACUCGAUCGGCCAAUGGUCAGUUGGACGUUAUUCCAAUUGUGCAUCAGUGCCAGCGCCUCCACAAUGAACUCCUGGUCACGGCAGAUCUCGAGCUUGCGGAUCACUUGCAGGCACUAGAGAUAUUACCACAGAUCUUUUUGACUCGUUGGAUGCGUCUUCUGUUCGGGCGCGAAUUCGCUUUUCAAGACGUUCUUCAAAUCUGGGAUCUACUCUUUGCAGAAGGCCUACGCCCAGAGCUCAUUGAAUAUGUUUGCGUUGCAAUGCUGUUGCGGAUCCGUUGGCAGCUACUGAGUGCUGAUUCCUCAAGCGCUUUGAGUAUCCUGCUGCGCUAUCCAGCCCCCGACCCCCAUUCACCGCUGACCUUUGUCUACGACGGGAUAUAUCUGGAGCAAAACCCCACCCCAGAGAGAGGUCUAUUCAUCAUCUCGAAGUAUUCCGGUAGACCACCGGAUCUGUCGAGAGGACUUGGACAACUGAGUGCCAAACCCUCUAAAGGGAAGUUUCGCCUGCGAAGUGCAUCUAGGGAUCUGAGUGAGGUCAGCUCUCCUUCCAGGUCACCCGCAAGAAAUAGUCCGAAGAGCCUCGAAGCGCUAUUCCAGGACGUAUCGGAGGGUAUUCAGCGCCGAACAGAGGCCUGGGGAGUCGCCAAAGCCGUUCGAGGAGCAGUGAGCGAAGCAAAACGAAACAUGCAAUCUAUUCAGUCGGAACAUCAGCAUCGCGGGACACGAUACGAGAACCAAAGCCAGGGAUUGGACACUCCCUGGGAUCGUGCUUCCGAUGAUACAUCCAAGUUGAAAGCGAAGAUCGAGGAAUUGGAGGGGCGGAAUAGAGAACUCGCCAAGAUGCUAAGUGUGGCGCUGAAGGACAUACGCUUUCAUGUUAACAAAGCCGAGAAUAUGGACAGCAGUGACAAGGACACUCUGGAGCAGGCUCUCGAUAAGGUUCAAAGCAUUCAAAGCUGUCUGGAAGACCACAACAUCCCCUUAAGCGCUGCCGAUCAAUCCCCGAGCGAGCAUAGUAAUGCCGAGUCCGAGACGCCCCCUGAAGCUGCUGAAGUUCCCAGUGACAGCGCAAAAAUUGCAAACGAUGGGGCAGAUCGCGCCUCCACUUUUACACACCGGACCAGUACAUCUGCCGAGUCACCCAGAUCUCCCAUUGGCGUUGGGACGAAGGUCAACCGCAGUACCGCCACCAGCCCACAGUUUCCCACUUCCAUGCCCCUCCGACAUGUAUCUCGGCCAUCGUUGGCCGACUCGGAAUUCUCAUGGAUGCUCGGCGGCAAGCGACAUCUCUCGAGCUUUGUCAGCCCGGCAUCUGUACUUCCGGAGCAGACUCGUCACGGAGAGGGUCGCCCGCGGUCUAAACCAGCUUCCCUCUUUGGCAAUGGGGACGAAGAGCAUGGCAAACCCGGCGCCGAGAUCGAGUCGGAUGGUCUGGCCCUGCGAAGUCUCCGUGGACCUAAACCAUGA
Molecule: messenger RNA, 2136 nt
Organism: Aspergillus aculeatus ATCC 16872
Lineage: Eukaryota; Fungi; Ascomycota; Eurotiomycetes; Eurotiales; Aspergillaceae
Product: GTPase-activating protein GYP6
Exons: 5
Coding region: 1-2136 (711 amino acids)
Biological process (GO): activation of GTPase activity
Molecular function (GO): GTPase activator activity
Source: RefSeq, a predicted model, not a curated record